Molecule: messenger RNA, 1711 nt
Organism: Formica exsecta
Lineage: Eukaryota; Metazoa; Arthropoda; Insecta; Hymenoptera; Formicidae
Gene: Rbp6
Product: RNA-binding protein Musashi homolog Rbp6
Exons: 8
Coding region: 581-1240 (219 amino acids)
Source: RefSeq, a predicted model, not a curated record
AUGUGGAAUAUACAUGCAAAAGUAGUUAUGUACGUAUAAAAGAUGUGAAAGAGCUGGCUAUGGUUUCUCUAGUGAGAGAAAUCUCUGUUUACCUUCUAUUACAACGAAAAGCUCUUUCACGCGUCGGUUAAGUAUUUUCUUGAUGCCACUUUGUAAUAAUUCCAAAGUAAACUCGCGUGAUCUGAUCCAGUUCAAAGCCUCUUCAAAUCUCAUCCUCAGCAGUUAUUUCUUUAUGAAAUUUUUAGCAAAAGUACAUUUAGUAUUUAGCAAAAGGCAACAAUUAUUCGAUAAAUUAAUGGAGAAGAAGUCUUUCCGAAUACAAACAAAAUUUCUGUUAUAAUUUCAACUUAUUGCCAAGGAUGGAUGUACCACAAUGAGCGACAUACACGAACCAUUUUAGAACUCUAAUAAUCCCAAUAAACCGUAACGAAAUACCUCCCGAGAUCUAUCUCAAUCAUCAGCCUCCUGUCAAAUCUCGUUCGAAGCCCAUCGGACGCUUCACCCGUCUCUCCGUCUCUCCUCACCUGUCUCUAUCUGACAUUUCAAGGUCGAGUGCAAGAAGGCACAGCCGAAGGAAGUGAUGCUCCCAGCGAAUCUGGCCAAGACGCGAGCGGCCAGCAGAGGCGCAUACGAUUUUAUGUGGUCUCUGGGAGCAUUACCUGAUGGUUUCCCAGCGGCAGCAUACGCGGCAUACGCGGCGGGCCGCGGCUAUUCUGGGUACCCUAGUUUCGGAUUACCCUACCCGACAGGAGUGCCGGCGGUGUACUACCACGGAACAGGAAGUGAGAAUGCAGGCCGCGCGUAUACGGAGGCGCCGAUGCAACACGUCCAACGCAAUGCACUCCGGAAGAAAUUGGAUCUAACCAAUGGACAGCUCACCCCAAACAACAACACGCCCUUACUUACACAAGCACUUUCUGUGAUGAACAACUACCAGGCGGCCGCAGCGCAGGCCGGAUUCCCGCCGGCGUCGCCGCACGCGGCCGGCGGACACGGUGGGCCGCAGGGGCGGUCUUUCCCGGCGGCCAAUUCGCCGGGCCCGAUUGACAUGUACAGCUCGAGCGCCGCCGCCGCAGCAGCAGCCGCAGCCGCGGAUUCCGCAGUCGCAAGCUACGUCCAGGCCGCAGCUAGCCCGCAGCCCCCCACGACCGCGUUCCCCGCGAUCGCCGUAUCCCGUGCCCCGCUCAACUACAGUCCCGGCCCUUUAAUACCAGCGGCGUUCACUAAUGGCUACCAUUGAGCCUUGUUAAGACCUAAUAACAGAAUGGACGAGACGGCAGAACGCAGCACGGUCGCCUGAUAUAAUAAGCAACAUGGACGACUUGAGGCAGCUAAACAUAAUAAAUGAUCUCUGGACGAAAAAGAAAACAUAUACACACGUCUACUGCAAAUGAUGAUCGAUGGUUGCAAUACAUUCAAAUAUGCAUAAUGUUGAACAGAAGGGAACGUUCAAGUAGGAUUUAAUCGAUGCAACUUCAAAGUCCAGAUUGUGUAUAAACAACCGGACAAAAUAUUACGCGAAUAUAUAUAACAACGCAUUAAAAAAGAAUUUAGAGCAUUAGUUCAGUUAUAUAAUUUAGUUCAGUUGGAUGCAACUGUAGAUAGAAGGGAGAAAAUUACUGAAGUACUGCUAAAGCAAGAGAAGAAAGCUGAAGCAAUGGGGAAAACGUCCAGAGAAGAUCAUAGAAAAAAAAAGAUGAGAAAAGCGACA